AUGACGAAGCUGCUGCAGUGGUUCUGGACGCUGGCCCUUCUGGGUGCCGCAUGGGCAACCCUAACCUUAAACCUUUUGGGAUUCAACCCGCUGCCCCCGCCCUUGUACCAGGUGCUGUGGCCGCUGCCCACCUAUCUGCUGGUGAUGUUUGGCUGCUACUCGCUGGGUGUCGUCGGGUAUCGCUUGGCAACAUUCAACGACUGCGAGGAGGCUGCGCGGGAGCUGCGGGCGCAGAUCCGAGAGGCCCGGGAUGACCUAGCCCGUCAUGGCAUGAAGUUUUGA
Messenger RNA from Euleptes europaea (tarantolino), 282 nucleotides. RefSeq names its product dolichyl-phosphate mannosyltransferase subunit 3, regulatory (gene DPM3). Gene Ontology annotation, cellular component: dolichol-phosphate-mannose synthase complex; endoplasmic reticulum membrane. Gene Ontology annotation, biological process: GPI anchor biosynthetic process. Lineage: Eukaryota; Metazoa; Chordata; Lepidosauria; Squamata; Sphaerodactylidae. The transcript has a single exon. The record is from RefSeq and is a predicted model, not a curated record. Bases 1 to 282 code for a protein of 93 amino acids.